Molecule: messenger RNA, 2398 nt
Organism: Petromyzon marinus (sea lamprey)
Lineage: Eukaryota; Metazoa; Chordata; Hyperoartia; Petromyzontiformes; Petromyzontidae
Product: replication protein A 70 kDa DNA-binding subunit-like
Biological process (GO): DNA recombination; DNA replication; DNA repair
Cellular component (GO): nucleus
Molecular function (GO): DNA binding
Source: RefSeq, a predicted model, not a curated record
UCGACGCGCGGUGUCUCCGCAGAGUGUCAGCCCGGGUCCAGCACAGAGGGCUUGGCUGCCCCUUCGGCAUCUCCCUCGGCCCCCCAACCGCGUCCCCCGAUCAGGGAGGCCAUCGGGAGUCCGACGUUCUCGGGGCGGGGGCCCGCGGGAACCCCCGGGACCCCCUUAACGGGAUCCCCGGCUCGCACGUUCCCCAUAUCCAACCUCAACCCGUACCAGAACAGGUGGACAAUCCGUGCCCGCAUCACCUCCAAGUCGGACAUUCGCCGAUGGAGCAACUCCCGCGGGGAGGGUCGAUUUUUCAGCAUCGACCUCCAGGAUGAGAGCGGGGAGAUCCGGGCCAUCGCUUUCAACGAGGAGUGUGACAAAUACUACGAACAGCUCCAGGUCAACCAGGUGUACUACCUGAGCAGGGGAGUGCUCAAGGCCGCCAACAAGCAGUUCAGCACGGUGCGCCACGAUUACGAGGUGUCCAUCGCGACGCACACGGUGAUCAGGGCGUGUGACGAGGCUGUGGAGAUCCCCGUCACCAUCCCCACCUACACCUCCAUCGCCGAGCUGCCCAGCCUCGCCAAGAACGCGCUCGUGGACGUGAUCGGCGUGUGCCAGAGCCUUGACGAGGUCUCCAUGGUGCAGCUGCGCAACUCGAGUCGCGAGUUGGCUCGGCGCAACAUACGCCUGGUGGACGCGUCGGGAAAGGUGGUGACGGUCACCCUGUGGGGCCAGGAGGCACUGAAGUUUGUUGGAGACAGGCAGCCCGUGGUGGCGAUCCGAGGGGCGCGCGUGUCGGAUUUCGGGGGCUGUUCGCUCUCCGUGCUCACGUCCAGCAGCAUUCAGCUCAACCCGGACAUGCCGCCCGCGUUCCAGCUGCGCUCCUGGUACGAUCGCGUGGGCGCGCACACGCAGGGCGAGUCCAUCUCUGACAGGAGGAGCUCCAUGUCCGGGUGGAGCAGUGCCACACCAAUCUGGAAGACCUUCGCUGAGAGCAAGGACGAGAACCUGGGACAAGGCGAGCAGCCGGACUACUUCACGGUGAAGGGCACCGUGAUCUUCCUGAAGAAGGAGAACUACCUGUACCAGGCGUGUCCCUCCGCUGAUUGCAGCAAAAAGGUGGUGACGAUGAGCAGCGGGAAGUUCCGGUGCGAGCGCUGCGACCGGGAAACCACGAACUUCAAAUUCCGCCUCUUCCUGCAGGCCAACCUGGCAGACUUCUCGGACAACCAGUGGGUCACGUGCUUCCACGAGACGUCCGAGGUGCUGCUGGGAGACACGGCCGAGCGGCUGGGCGCUCUCAAGGCGCAAGGGGAUGACGAAGCCAUCGACCGCAUCUUUCACGAGGCCACGUUCCGCUCGUACAUGUUCCGCCUGCGAGUCAAGGCCGAGCACUACAACGAUGAGAUGCGCCUCAAGGCAGUGAUGAUGGACACGCGACCUCUCGACCACCGCACCUUUGCCUCCAAACUCAUCGCCGACAUCCGUCGCAUGACGCAGACCACGGCGUGACGAUGGGUGGCAAUGCGGGACCUUCACCACCCAGGCAACAGCUGGUCUGGCCCGGCCACUGUUGGUAGAGAUCACUCCGGAUUGGCAUGUUUUUUUUCAUUUUCAGGGAUAACAUUUAUCCAAAUAAAUUCCAGAAACUAAAUUGUAUAUUAUGGUUCUUUUGUGCAGUGAUUGGUGAUUGGGUUAAGACCAUCAACUCAUCACACUUGAGAACCCGUUAAGUCACCGGUAUCUGACUCUGGCUACCUGGACUUAGUGACCGAUUUGAAUAUAUUAAAUGAUGAAUCGUAUUAAACCCCAAUUCCAAUCAGCUGGUGGCGAUUUAAUUUUGGCGAGUGUGGGGUGCCCGGGUGGCUCAGAGGUCAGAGCGCUGAGCUGGCACUGUUGAGAUCACGCGUUCGAAAUGUGAGCGGCCGCGUGACACGAAGUUGGGAAAUAUUAGGGUUUCAGUGUGCAUCGUUUUGUGUUGAUUUAAAGGCAAAGUGUCACACGCCACCUACUGAAGGUGUGGUGGUGCACACCUGUGGUCCCCAGCGCUUUGGAGGACGGGGUUGGUGGAUCACAAAGAGACUGCCAAACUCGCUAGGCUCCGACGUGCCGAGAGGUGUCAGUACAGCAAGUAGGCUUGUGAAGCCAUUCGCGUGGACAUUUUUGAGCAUUCUCCCCUCCUGUGUGCAGUGGGUUUUCUCCCAAUUACUCUGCUUUCUUGCCACACGAAGCAAACACCACUCAUUAAUACGGGAUUGGCAACACAUCCCAUUAGAUGGCCCUAAUGAACAAUCAGUGAGACUGGCCUUUCCAGGACAAAUACAGUAAACAUCAUUGGCAUAUUUAAGGCUGGAGUGCUUUGUUGAUUUGAGUUAUUGCAGUUUGGUGCUUUGAAUAAAAAAAUAUU